GUUUCAGGUCAUAUGGAAGGCAUCCUGACUCCACCUUCAAAAAAGAUCUUAUAACUAAAGGAAAUGUGCCGCAGUCUUGAUUCAACUUUACAACCUGAGCUGAGCUGACCUGCUCCUGAGACCUUCGACUCUUCUGCUUCUGUUCAGCACCAAGUGACUCACACAAGACCUCAUCAUGGUGUCGAUGGGCCGACAGAUGCUGGGCUUUGUCCUGGCCAUCAUUGGUUUCCUGGGGACCAUCAUUGUGUGUGCCCUGCCCAUGUGGAAGGUCACAGCCUUCAUUGGAGCCAAUAUUGUGACGGCGCAGGUCAUCUGGGAAGGUUUGUGGAUGAGCUGUGUGAUGCAGAGCACAGGCCAGAUGCAGUGCAAGAUCUACGACUCCCUGCUGGCUCUAAAUGAGGACCUUCAGGCUGCCAGAGCUCUUGUGGUCAUCGCCAUCAUCGUCGCUGCCUUUGGGAUCCUCCUGGGGAUUGCAGGAGGCAAGUGCACCAACUUUGUGGAGGAUGCACGUGCUAAAGCCAAAGUGGCCAUCGCUGCUGGAGUCGUCUUCAUUUGUGCCGGAGUUCUCAUCCUCAUCCCCGUCUGCUGGUCUGCAAACACCAUCAUCAGGGAUUUUUACAACCCCCUGUUGACCAACGCUCAGAGGAGGGAGCUCAUCAUGGUGUCGGUGUGUCGACAGACGCUGGGCUUUGCCCUGGCCUUCCUUGGUUUCCUGGGGACCAUCAUUGUGUGUGCCCUGCCCAUGUGGAAGGUCACAGCCUUCAUUGGAGCCAAUAUUGUGACGGCGCAGGUCAUCUGGGAAGGUUUGUGGAUGAGCUGUGUGAUGCAGAGCACAGGCCAGAUGCAGUGCAAGAUCUACGACUCCCUGCUGGCUCUACCUGAGGACAUUCAGGUUGCCAGAGCUCUUGUGGUCAUCGCCAUCAUCGUCGCUGCCUUUGGGAUCCUCCUGGGGAUUGCAGGAAGCAAAUGCACCAACCUUGUGGAGGGUACACGUGCUAAAGCCAUAGUGGCCAUCACUUCUGGAGUCGUCUUCAUUUGUGCCGGAGUUCUCAUCCUCAUCCCCGUCUGCUUGUCUGCAAACACCAUCACCAGGGAUUUUUACAACCGCCUGUUGACCAACGCUCAGAGGAGGGAGCUGGGGGCUGCGCUUUACCUCGGCUGGGGCGCAGCUGCAGUGCUCAUCCUGGGUGGUGCUCUCCUCUGCAGCAGCUCCUGCCCUCCCAAAGAGUCAGAGUACCCGGUCAAGUUCUCCAGUGCCAGGUCCACCAGCCGAGCCUACGUCUGA
Molecule: messenger RNA, 1285 nt
Organism: Scatophagus argus
Lineage: Eukaryota; Metazoa; Chordata; Actinopteri; Scatophagidae
Product: claudin-like protein ZF-A89
Exons: 2
Coding region: 176-1285 (369 amino acids)
Biological process (GO): bicellular tight junction assembly; cell adhesion
Cellular component (GO): plasma membrane; bicellular tight junction
Molecular function (GO): structural molecule activity
Source: RefSeq, a predicted model, not a curated record